Clonostachys rhizophaga is the source of this 735-nucleotide messenger RNA. Lineage: Eukaryota; Fungi; Ascomycota; Sordariomycetes; Hypocreales; Bionectriaceae. The record is from the annotation of a GenBank genome assembly.
AUGUUAUCGCAAAUCUUUGUUGCGAGUUUACUGACUGGUGGCCUGCUUGCCUCUAACGUGGGAAAUGAGCUCUACAAUAGAAAAAAUGAGGAUGUUCCAAUCCAGGAACUCAGUCGUUAUUCUGAGUAUGCAGCGGCCACUUAUUGCAAUGCCAACACUCCAGCUGGGGACCCAGUGGCCUGCGAAGCCAAUUACGAUGAAGUGUUGAAGGAUGCAGGGACCAUAGUUCAAAGUUUCAACACUGGCCCGGCAUCAAACAGCGAUAUCGCUGGCUAUGUGGCCGUGGUCCCAUCUCGCAAGGUGAUCAUCUUCGCCGCCCGAGGUACAGCGUCUGACCAGAACUGGCAGACCAACCUGAACUUUGCUCUUGUCAACAGCCUCCUAGUCCCUGGCGGCGAAUUCCACCUAGGGUUUUAUAACGCUUGGAUAGAGCUCUCUACGGAUGCCCGUGCUGCAAUAGAUAAGGUGCAGGCCCUCCAUCCGGAUUUUCGUCUCAACGUAGUUGGACACUCUCUAGGAGGGGCCAUUGCGGCAGUCGCAGCAGCUCAUCUCCGAAUGACUACCUGUGCUGGUAAUUUGAACUUUCUCUGUAACACGAAUCCUUUCAUCAAAUAUGUUCCCGUUGAUCAUGGUGUAUAUUUUGGGAAGAUGAGCUGCUUCAAGAACGCGAUCGUUGACGCCGUUGAGACUAUUCCGGAAGGGAUUUCAAAAUUCGUUGAUGAUGAGAGGACUUAG